Molecule: messenger RNA, 519 nt
Organism: Fusarium coffeatum
Lineage: Eukaryota; Fungi; Ascomycota; Sordariomycetes; Hypocreales; Nectriaceae
Exons: 4
Coding region: 1-519 (172 amino acids)
Source: RefSeq, a predicted model, not a curated record
AUGAGUGCCAUCGCUUCAUAUAGCUACGGAAACUUCGCCUGGUUAGGAACCCAGGCACUUCCCCUUAUCCUCUGGCCUUCCUUUGUUGGAUCGCUUCUUCGAUCUGAGGGCGAGCCUUCUUCUCCUCUCGAGACCUACUUUGGUCGAUCGCUUGGCCUAGCUCUUCUUGCGCUUGGCUUCACUAUAAUCGUUCUCUCAGGCGCUCUUCCUCUUGAUUCUACUUCAAAGGAAGCUCCGGAUGGGGCACCCUCUCCUUACGCUUCCGCUGCUGUCCUCGUAUCCACUCUACACAAUGUAGCGAGCGCCUUCUACUGCUACGGUCGCUUCGCCUGGACCCGAGAGACAGGUUUCUUGCUUGGCUGUGUAGGCAGCGCAAUCUUUGCGACUUUCGGACUCUACUGCGUUAUGUUUGCGGGCGACAAAGCUAUGACGAGCCGGUACCACAAGUUUGACCAGAGCACAAGCGGAUUUCCAUUCAAGAACUCGCAAUCUUACCGGGCCAAGAAGAAGGCACUGUAG